AGAUCCAAAUUCUGACCUCUCAAAGUAAUGCUUGGGAAAGCUUCUCUCCAACGCCCUGGAUAACCAACGCCAGUCAGGUGAAACUGGUGUGUAACGUGACUCUCGAGCCCUUUCCAAUCCCGGUGCUCUGGCUGUAAUCGGCACGUUACACUUCAGGGAGCCACAGGACUCUUCGUUCUUUUGGCUGCACUAGGCGAGCCUUUUGGAACUCACGCCGGCUGGUGGGAGUCCGAGGGGCGACGGCGCUUCCUUCCCCUCGCGGAAAGGAGCCAGCCGCCGCUGCGGGGGUGUGGACCGGCGCCUCUUUUUCGCGCUUACUUCCCCGGAGGGAAGCCGAGCCGGCGAGUCCCCUUUAAGGCCAGGAGUGACGUCAGCGCUGCUGUUGCCACCGGCCGGGAAACUCUCCGGCGGUUCGGUUCGGAUCGACCAAAGCGCUCAGCAUCGGGUGGAGAGAGGCGGGCGGCGGCUGCACUUGCUCGCCCCGCAGGCAGAGGCAGGUUGCGGGUUUGCGGGGCGAGAAGGGAAGGGAAGGGAAGGCGGAAGGAGGAGAAACCGAGCCGGCUUGUAGGGCGCUUUUCUCCGUGGACACAUCCGGAUUGGGGCGGGUGUUGUGCUGGAUCCGAAGUGGCUUUAAUCUGCUCCUUUGAGCCAUGGCUCCUCCGGCGGGCGCCUUCAGGCACCUGAGCCUGGCACUGGGUGCCGCGGUGGCCGCCCUGGGCUCCCUCCUUUUCAUCGCCUGGAAGAUCUACUUCCGAGACGUCAACGACAGCUGUAUCGGCUGGAGGGGACGCUGGGAGCAGCAGCUGCGGGCAGAGUUAGAGCGCAAGGCGCCCAAGGAGAACCAGCCACAUUCCUGUCAAUAUCAGGUUUUGGUUCUGGGCUUGGAUGGGGCCGGAAAGAGCAGCAUCAUUCACUAUGUCUGCAGUACAGAAGCAAAGAAGCAUAUCGCACCCACUCAGGGAUUCAGUUCAGUGCAGCUGCAGGCAGAUGGGCUCCAACUGGAUCUCCUAGAGGUUGGUGGCAGCCAGAAUCUGCGCUUCUACUGGAACCAAUAUCUGAGCAAAUCUCACGUUCUGGUCUUUGUGGUGGACUCUGCAGAUGGCCUUCGCCUUCCCACUGCCCGGCAGGAGCUCCACUGCCUGCUUGCAGAAGAUCCUCAGCUACCUUUGAUAGUGUUGGCUAACAAACAGGACAAGAGUGAUGCGCUGAGUAUGGCAGAACUCCGUAAAGAACUGGGCUUGCACACCUUGAACCGUCAGAGGGAAUUCUUUCUUUUGCCCACAAGUGCUACAUAUGCUGGCCUGGCCACCGCCAACAGUGUUCUCCACCUGAAGAGCCUGCUGAUCAAACUCCUUGCUCAGAUCUAAAAGUUUCACAACUUAAGAUUCUAACUGGAUGGAUCCAAUCUGACUCUGUUCUUUGUGGCAGCUACUUUUCCAUGCUGUAAGGCAGCAUUAGGCUCCUCUUUAUUUAAAGAAGCUCCCUUUCAAGCAUUCCCUAGAGUAAGGGAACCCGGCUUCCUGUCUGACCCUGGAGACAAAGUCUUCUGUAUGAGUUAAGAAGGAAAUCCAGUCAGGGCAGAUCAUGUGGCUGCUGUAUCAGCCUGGGAGGAUCGCUGUUGACAGCUGCUCUCCUGACCGCCUCAGAAUACAGUCCUAAUAAACUACAGCAUCAAUAAUUGUAGUAAGGACUACAAUUUCUUACAGGACCAUCAAUCGUAAGAUAUAUAGUAACAAAUAGGAAGAAAUGAAAACGGGGACUCUACACAGUGGCAGGUUAGGACUGCCGUCUAGAAUCCCUUGCUGUGCUUUGGGCAAGAUGAAGGCUGAUCUUGCCUAGCUGGAGUCAGUGGAAAGUUGGAUGUGGUGUCCACAAAGGGGUCUUAAUGUGUGCACCCAACUACACUGAUGAGAUGUCCCAGCACUUUAAAAAGGUUAUGCCCCCAGCUAAUGACCACACCCAGUGAGUAGUUGGUAGCAUAGCUGCCAUAGUUUCCUUUGCAAGAUACCAGAUAUCCUUGCAUGAUUACUGUUUCCUGCUAGACUAUGUGUAUUGCAGCAGCUAUGCCUCUGGGGUGAGUGGUCUCUCCUAUAUAUUCACUACUGCCAAGAACUGACGCAAAGAUUAAGUGUUUUCCUGUAAAAAUUGUUGCCCCAUAGUAU
Molecule: messenger RNA, 2162 nt
Organism: Pogona vitticeps (central bearded dragon)
Lineage: Eukaryota; Metazoa; Chordata; Lepidosauria; Squamata; Agamidae
Gene: ARL10
Product: ARF like GTPase 10
Molecular function (GO): GTP binding; GTPase activity
Source: RefSeq, a predicted model, not a curated record